Messenger RNA from Oenanthe melanoleuca, 1275 nucleotides. It is a transcript of the gene RAB10, whose product is annotated as RAB10, member RAS oncogene family. Lineage: Eukaryota; Metazoa; Chordata; Aves; Passeriformes; Muscicapidae. The record is from RefSeq and is a predicted model, not a curated record. The coding region runs from base 331 to 933 and encodes 200 amino acids. Gene Ontology annotation, cellular component: recycling endosome; Golgi apparatus; insulin-responsive compartment. Gene Ontology annotation, biological process: cellular response to insulin stimulus. Gene Ontology annotation, molecular function: GTP binding; GTPase activity. The transcript has 6 exons.
UCGGCAGCGCCUCUGAGGAGCCGCCGCGAGCCCCGGGGGAGAACCGGGAAGGGCCGGCGAGAAGCGGGGCCCAUCGAGCCGAGCGGAGCCGGCCGCGCCGCGGGGUUAUGAGGGCGGGCGCCGCCGCCUCCCCGUGAGGAGCCGCGGGCGCGGGGAGCGCGCGAGGCCACCCCGCCACAGGAAGCCAUUUUGUGGGCCCCCUCCUCCUCCUCCUCGCUCUCGUCCUCUUCCUCCUCCUCGUCCUCCGCCGUCGCCGCCGCCCUCGGGAGCGGCCGGGCCCGGUGAAGGAGGCGGCGAGGAGGGGCGGCGGCGGCCGCCGCGCCCUCCCCCAUGGCGAAGAAAACCUACGACCUGCUCUUCAAGCUGCUGCUCAUCGGGGACUCGGGGGUCGGCAAGACCUGCGUCCUCUUCCGCUUCUCCGACGAUGCCUUCAACACCACCUUCAUCUCCACCAUUGGGAUAGACUUCAAGAUUAAAACUGUUGAAUUGCAAGGAAAGAAGAUCAAGCUACAGAUCUGGGACACGGCGGGGCAGGAGCGGUUCCACACCAUCACCACCUCCUACUACCGAGGGGCCAUGGGCAUCAUGCUGGUGUACGACAUCACCAACGCCAAGAGCUUCGAGAACAUCAGCAAGUGGCUCAGGAACAUCGACGAGCACGCCAACGAGGAUGUGGAGAGGAUGCUGUUAGGAAACAAGUGUGACAUGGAAGAUAAAAGAGUUGUCCCUAAAGCAAAAGGUGAACAGAUUGCCAGGGAGCACGGUAUUAGGUUUUUUGAAACUAGUGCAAAAGCAAAUAUAAACAUUGAGAAGGCAUUCCUCACAUUAGCAGAAGACAUUCUUCGAAAGACCCCUGUAAAAGAGCCCAACAGUGAAAAUGUAGAUAUCAGCAGUGGUGGUGGGGUGACGGGCUGGAAGAGCAAGUGCUGCUGAACCUUCUCCUGCCUCACCAAUCGCCAUCCACCCCUUUUUUCUCGCUGCAAAACAAACCACUCUGCCCGUUUUUUAACCUCAAACCAAUGGUUUUGUUCCUCAUCUUAACGAGCUCCUGCCUCCCCUUGGUUUUCCAGCUAGGACAGCUUUGCCUACUCCAGUUUUCUCAACACAUGUAUAGGAAAUCCAUCUCUGUGACUUCAUUUCCAUGUCCCUGCUCAACUCACCACUACGUUUGGGUUGUAUUAUAGUCCCGUCCCUCCUGCCAUUAAACCCCAGAGCAAUCAUACUCAACUCUCUUCUGCAAAUUGUAUAAGAAUAAAGGUUAGAAUUAACAAUUGA